GCCGCCUCCCUGCAGCCGGACAGCCGUGAAGGAGUGACGGUGAGCGGCCCUGUGAGGAGGAGGAAGGAUCACGGAGAACCGAGCCGUGCCGAGCCGCAGCAGGCUCGGUGUUAACGGAUCCCCACGGUGUGAGAGAGCUCAGGAUGUAGGCCGGUGAUCGAGCAGGAGGAGGAUCGAGCUCUGGGAUUUCCAAACCUGCGGAGAAAACAAAGACAAAGCGAUUUUUCUGCGCUUCAUGUGCCGCUCGGCGUCUGCUGAACAAGAUGAGUACAGACAGACCAAAACGCAACAUCAUCAAAAAGAAAUAUGACAUCAGUGAUGGGAUGCCAUGGUGUGAAGAGCGUCUGGUCCGGAAAGUUCUCUUCCUCUCCCUCAGGGAAUUCAGAGACACGCACCGAGCCGCACACAAACAACCACACAUACAAGCGUGCGCUACUAAGCGCACCACUAAAAACACAGUUUUACACGCUCCACAGAAGACGCAGACGCCAUCAAACACUCACGCGCAGAAACGACAGAGCGCGACUGCACCACCGCAGAAAGUCCCCAACAAAUCAACUAGCACACAGACGCUGAAAAACCAACAAGUCUCCAAACCACCGCUGCAUCACGAACACAACAAUAACAAAGGGCAGAAACCUCUGCCGUCUCAGGAUACAAACACGCCAAAAUGUCCACAUGCGCUCAGAAACACGCCAACACAACCACAUGGAGAGGACCAGAAGACGUCUGCAUCCACCAGGACACUGCGCUCUCACACCACACAGUUGGCGCCGUUGCCACCUAAACAGACACACAACAUGCAGCACAAACACUCAGUGAAGAACACACCUACAACGGCGAACACGCCAGCAGACACACCAACGCCGGCUCGGUCGCUGAGGUCACAAACGCCCACAAACCUCAAAGGCUCGGUGGUAAAUGGUCUCAGUCGGCGUCAGUCCCUCCUCUCAGCCAGUCCGACGUGGAUUAGAUCCUUACAGAGCAGACCCGGUCCUCCACAGCGCCGCCCUGCCAGCCUCCAUCAUGACAAAGAAGAUCCUGCCAGCAAGAGACCAAGGCUCCAAGCUCAGAGGAAGUUUGCCCAGUCUCCUCCAAACUCUCCGGGACCUCCUAUGUUGAUGACAUCAGCACGCAGUAAUAACCACGCCCACAGCCCGCAGUUAGGCACGUGUCUGACCCGACGUCGACCAAAGACGGAGGACUUCCUGUCUUUUCUUUGCUUAAGAGGCUCAGCAGCGUUGCCUAGCAACAUGGCCUUUUUGGCAAGUGGGCGAGAAAAGGAGCCCGCCAACACUCAGCAUCCUGCUUCCUCUCUGUCGACCAAUCACAGGACAGCAGCUCAGGGAAAGAGCACGAAGGUUCUCAGUAGAACAGCAGUGCAAAGAGACGCUCGACCUCUUAGGGGAAGUGGGCGCUCUGUGGAGGUCAGCGCCGCCACUACUUUGAGCGUCCGAGCAGAAAGGAGGAAGGAGAGGGAGAGGAGAGAGGAGGAUCUGCAGAGGAGGAGGCGGAGUAAAGGAGCAGAGGAAGACAAGAAAGAGGGACACCAGUUGAGACGACGCCAGCUCCCCCUACAGGUCAGGAAGAACAACAAGGUUGCCUUGGGGACUAAAGCCUCUGAACAAAGAGCCUCGUCUGGUAGGUCAGCCGCUCCCUUAAAACGGAGCACAGGGGUUCGCAGCAGAGGUUCAACCAGACCCUCGACAAGGCCGAGCAGUACCAGGAAACCCAAAGGCCAUCAACAAAGCAAACCCAAGGGAACCAACAAAAACCUCUCCAGGCAACCAAGCAACCAACAGCUGCCUCGCAAUCACCCCCUUCCUCCCCAGCGCCGAACAGUCUCCAACUGCUAUAGCAAUCCCAAGACCCUAAGCAGUCUCCAGAACUCAGGAACUAAUUCCCGCAGGUGUCCAGCUCAGACGCUGCUGGCUAAUGGCUCGGUUACGAGACGGCAGAGUGAUAACCUAAGGGUGUCCAGAAGGAAGAGAGGCCUCCCACCAGAUACCAGCCCUACCCCUCUUAAUCCUCAGGGCAACAACUCAACAAGGAAGUGCAGGACAACGCAAUACAAUCAUGUAGAUGUCCCAUCAGAGAGUGGUGAGAUUCCACAGAAGGAGACAAACUGUGAGCAAGUUAACGGGGAGGAAAAGGCAAGCCAGGAAGAAGUUGGAAAAGAAAGAUGUGGGGAUGUUGAUGAGAAGAUAUUACAGACGAACGGUUGCAUAAGUGAAGACUUACAGGACAAUGGUAACGCCGGAAGCACCACUUCCCUGGAGCCCUCAAAAGACUCAGCCAAAAUCGGUACAAACUGUUCACCUGGCCCGGUCAUCGAGGUCAGACAGGUCCGAGAGAGACGGAUCCAGAGAAACCAGCCUGCUUCAUCCACACUCCCUAGGCCAAUCACGAGGACUACUGAAUCUAGAGCCAGAGCUGCUGCUGCCGCGAGGACUACUGUUACUAAAGCUGCUAUCAACUCAGUGACUUCUACUCAACCAGACCCACCAGCCACUAACUCUGCCAAGCACACUGCUAAGGGUACUAACAAAGGUACUAGCAUUACCAAGUGUACUUCACCAGCAAGCAGGUACUCGACCCAUCACUCCAAAGGUGCUGCAAAAGACUCUUCCAAGGACACCACAGGGGAUUCAACUAAGGACAGUUCUAGCACUUCCAAGGGCUCUACAAAGGGCCUUACCGAGACCAAGACCACUACCUCAGCCGUUAAGACCAGGACCAGCCCAAGAAUCCUUCUGAAGCGCUGAUAUACAUAUUGAGAAUUUUAGAAGGUGGUUGGUAAAUAGUCAAAUGUGUGUGCUGUAUUUCAUAGGGAAAACAUGAUGGUGGUUGGCUGAUGAGAUAGUAUCCAAAAGGACAAAAACGUAAGCGUCUACUGUAUUCUGGUUUCUGUGUGUAGCUGAGAAGUAUCGAACAAUCAGAUUUGAGCAAAAUUGGGUUGUUUGCAGGAGAACAGUCAGGGCCUGAUUCACUUAGGAUGGUGUCACACUAGGGACUUGGAGGACUUUUGACCCCAAAGUCCAGUUCAGUUUAAUCAUGUCUGCUUGAAGAGCUGCUCUCUGGCAGGAUUAACGUGUGCUUGAGCAAAGAGGUGAAUGCAACCUUGCCAGAGUACUGGGUACAUGUCAGCCUCUGAAGUUAAUUUUAAACAUUCAACAUUUAAAGGUGGAUUGACUUGCAGGAAAGCUGCACAGUCCUUUUGUGAAUCAGGCACUCAGUGCAGUGAACAGAAAAGGUUUUGGUACAUUGGCUGAACUGAUAUUCCCAAACCAAUCAAUCGCCUGUCUCUGUAGGACAACUUAACAAUUCACUCAUCUCUGUAUUGAUCACAGCCUUGUUGUAGUCAUCACUCAUUAUCUCCUGUCUUUUUAACGUCUCAAGUGUCUUCGCAAUUUUAAAUGGGGCAAACAAAUGAAGCUGUAGCAAGAUCAUCUUCAUGGCUUAUCUGGAAUAUUACAGACUUAAUUCCACAUCAGAUUACAUGUGGAUCCCAUUGGCUGCUUGACCAGUGGGUUCUGAGAUUGACAUUUUGGCUCUUUUAAGGUUUCAAUGUGUUGUCAGAAUAGUAUUGGCCAACAAGGGAAGACAGGCUUUGGUUGUAAGGAGAGUAAAAACAUUAUCUGCCUACCACUGGGCCUUUUUAUCCAUUCAUUUAAAAGAUAUCUGCAUUUAAGAGCAAAUUAUCCAAUUGUAGAUACUAUUUUCUAAUCUCCAGCUUCCUUCUCACACCUUUAAUUGUAAAAUGCGAGGGAAGUGGAAACACUGGCCCUUUAUAUUUGAUGUCAGUCAUCAGAAAAGCCAUUAGUUGCACCAGAAGCUCAACAUUUUUGCAAAUGCCCUGAGACUUGAUGUUGAGAGCACUGAAGUUGCUGGACCUGCAAAUGUAAUAACUGCCCACUAACAUAAUUAACCACAAUAGUAAUAGAAAUAUGCAGCUUUUGAUGUUCUACUGCAAAUAAAAUAACUUUAACAUUUGCAGAUUUAUUACAUUUAUGGGGAGGUAAAAAUCACCAUCCCUCUAGAUUGUCUUAACUUCCUGCAAAUGUAAUGUGAACACAAAAAUGAAAUUUUUGGUCAUUGUUUAUUGUAGUCUUUUUACAGAUGCCAGUAGGUUCAAGUCAGUUUAAGCUAAAGCCAUGUCAAAAAAUAGUUAUAGCAUUUUUUUGUUUGCCAUGAAACAGGAAGUUGUUUUUUCCAGAAUCUCAAAGAACAAGUAGAACCAUGAAUCUUACCACAAAAUUUUUGAAUGAGAAAAGGAGAGGAUUGACAUCAAUUUGGGAAUAUUCUUCAGAAUCCAAGAGGUUUUCCUGAAUUAAGUCCUCAGAGGGGGUCAUCUGAUCCACGUCAAAGUCAUUUUACAAAAAAAUAACUGUUUUAUGUGACAAAACUCACAACGCUGUGCUGGCUUCCCCUAUUAAAGCAAGUUACUUUGUCUUAAUCAUACAAGGUAAAACUGCCUGGGACUAAAAACUAAUUUUGAAUGGACAGAGAUUUUAAGAUGAGUUUUGGCUCUACCAGUGUUUUAAGACUGGUAAAACAACUUCUUGUUUCACGGUGUACAAAAACUUGCCAUAACUCGAUUUUUGUUGUGACUUGAGCUUAAGCUGACUUAAACCCACUGGCAUUUGUAGAGAAUCACAAACAUUUAGUUUUCAUUUUCAUAUUGCAUUGUGGGAAAUAAUUAUUUUUAAAAGCCAGAGAUUAUUUAAUUCCCAAAAACAUAAUAAAUCCCUGUAAAUGUAACUUAUUAUAUUUGCUGUAGGGAACUGCUCUUACACUUGAGGGAAGUUUAUUGCAUUAAAACCUGUAGAUUUGUGUUAAAUUUGUAGGGAGUUGUAACUUGUGCAGGUGUUACAGGGCUUGCCUAUCUUGGUAUGCAAUCCAUUGAUCAGCUAACUGUGGGCCGGGUCAACCACAGACCUGGCCUUGGGCAUGCAUGAUGAUGGGUUCGCUGCGCAAGGCGAUGGGGUGCUCACUGUAUCCAAGCACACAGAUGAAAGUCAGUCUUUCAGUCCUUGGUCCCUUUGUUCUUGCUAAAAUCUUGUGAGACUUAGACUGGUGCCCAUUGACACCAGCUGGAUACCUUUGUGAUGACCUUGGUGUAUUUUUGGGUGUUGUUAGACCUUGUGUCUGAUGCUCAUGUGCCCAGGAGAGUGAGGAUGGGAUGGUUAGCUUCUGGAUACAGGAGCAGCAACAGGGCUUCUACAGACACCUGGCAUGCCUUCCUAAACCUGAUCCAGCUCACUCGGUACUAGUGCCUGGGACUCUAUGGGUUGGACUAGGUUUUGAGGCAGCGGUGUGGAUGGGUUAGACAGGAGGAUACCUGGAGAUAUGGGGCAUGGGCCUGGCCCAGGCCUGGACGAUGGCCAUCAGGAGGUGUGAGCAGUACAGGACCAAGGUUGACACGGCGAAGUGCCGAACCAGCAUAUUUGAGACCUAACUUUUGUCACAGUCAGUGGGUUCCUACAUUGGUUGGAUGGUGAUGUUUGGACUGUUUGCUUCUAUCUACACCCAUUAUUUGUUGUGCAAUCUUAAAAUCCCCUCGCCUUUAGUCUGAUGUGAAAUAUUCCUCUGGGAAUAAUGUCCAAAUUUUCUUCCAUUAUGGUGUAGCAUGUGGUGGUAAUCAAAAAACUACCAGACAAAUCUUCCUUUUCCAUGUGCUUCAUUGUUAAGAGUCCGUAUGGAAACUUGAGAAGUGAUCAUGUGGCCACACAUCAAAUAUGAAGCCAAAUCUUCCUCUUUAGAUAGGUCUUUAACAUGAUUACAGCAUCUCCACCGGUACAGUGACUAACACUGAAAAGUCAACAAAGAAAAUAUCUAUAAGCUUUGUGUAAUCCUGAAUCCUAAAGAUGUAUUACAGCAAGCAAAACCAGGUUUAUUGUUCAUACAGGAAGUCCGUGCUCUUUUGAGACAGCAGUAACAACCAGAGACCUUUGAGGAUGGCAGAAACAUCCACCCAUUUCAUCCACACUGCCUCUUGUGGCUACAAGAACCAUUUAUCAGCUUUGUCAAUCCUAAAGGAGGAAUUUGAAAGAUGCUUUGGUUUGUGGUUUCGGUAUUUUAGAGUCUUUCUGCUCCAUGAGGAGGGCGAAUAGCAGACCAUAUAUCAGUAAAAACUGGUGACAUGAUGCAGCCUUCACUGUUAACGAGGCCAUCAUGCUGUAUGAUAAGUGGCUGUGUAAAGGCCGGAUCAGAAAACACGAAUUCAGACAGAUUUUGACCUGACUUCAUGCCACCGCUUAUCGUCAAAUAUCAGGCCUGGAUGUUCACAUAGGGAAUGACAAAAGUGUGACAAAUCAGCAGUGCAUCCAGGACGCUCUACAACCACAAUUCAGCAAGAAUGCAUGUGAUGUCGCAGUCUGACUGCAAGUCGAUUAAGUGUUCCAGCUGCAAGUCAAUUAAGUGUUCCAGCUGCUGAGUGGCAAAAAGUUCAGACUGGUGACAAAAUUCAGUAGGGAAUGAGCAGCCAGCAGCUUUAUUUCAGCUGAAAAGUGUCAUCCAUCCAUCCAUCCAUCUUCUCCCGCUUAUCCUAGGUUGGGUCGCGGGGGCAGCAGUCUUAGCAGGGAAGCCCAGACUUCCCUCUCCCUUGGCCACUUCGUCCAGCUCUUCCCGGGGGAUUCUAAGGUGUUCCCAGGCCAGCCAAGAGACAAAGUCUCUCAAGCAUGUCCUGGGUCUUCCCUGGGCCUCCCGGUGGGACCUGCCUGAAAUGCCUCACCAGGGAGGCGUCCGGACCAGCUGUCCGAGCCUCCUCAUCUGGCUCCUCUCGAUGCGGAGGAGCAGCGGCUCUACUCCGAAUCCCUCGCGGAUGGCCAAGCUUCUCACCCUAUCUCUAAGGGAGAGCUCAGACACCCUGUGGAGGAAACUCAUUUCGGCCGCUUGUAUCCGUGAUCUCAGUCUUUCAGUCACUACCUGCUCAUGACCAUAGGUGAGGGUAGGAAUGUAGAUCGACAGGUAAACCAAGAGCUUUUGAUUCAGCUCUUUCUUCACCACAACAGACCGAUGCAGAGACCGCAUCACUGCCGACGUUGCACUGAUGCACCUGUUGAUCUCCCGCUCUAUUCUUCCCUCAUUUGUGAACCUGACCCUAAGAUACUUGAACUCCUCCACUUGGGGCAGGAUCUCAUUCCCAACCUGUAGAGUAGUAGUAGGCUUGCCAUGAGCCUCUGGCUGCACUGUGGAUGUCCCAAGGCCCCAAAAACUGUUGGCGGUCUCCAUGAGAAAUGUGCAGACAAAAAUAUAUGCAGUCGAGCUUGACCUUGGCCACCAGUGACACGCAUGUGUGUCAACAUGUGUUAAGCUUAACUUAAUCCAUCUAAAUGGAUAUUGGUCUGGUUUCCUCCCUUUGUUCAUCCUUUUCCCAUUGAGCAAACAGAAGAAUUUCUUGCCACUCUACCUGCCUACAGGUGAGCGUAUUAAAACAUAUCUCUGUUUUUCAUUUACCAGAGUGAUAGCCGCCCAAUCCCUGGGGGGUAUCUUCUGUUUACAUACAGCAAAGCUAGCAUCGCUACCCCACAUAGCAGUAGUUAGCCUAGCUCACUGGGUUAAUAUCAUAGCCAUGUUCUCACAUAGGGCUGCACAGUGGUGCAGGGGUUAGCACUGUUGCCUCACAGCAAGAAGGUCCCUCGUUCACUUCCUGGUCACAUCCCUGUGUGGAGUUUGCAUGUUCUUCCUGUGCAUGCGUGGGAUCUCACCAGGUACCCCUGCUUUCUCCCACCACCAAAAACAUGCAUUAGGUUAAUUGGUGACUCUAAAUUGGACAUAAGUGUGAAUGUGAGCUUCCCUGGUCGUCUGUCUCUAUAUGUCAGCCCUGUGAUUGACUGGCGAUCAGUCCAGGGUGUACCCUGCCUCUUGCCCAAUGACAGCUGGGAUAGGCUCCAGCCCCCCACAACCCCAAACGGGAUAAGCGGUAUAGAGAAUGGAUGGAUGGAUGUUCUCACAUUUGUAUCUCCGGGUCUCUCUGAAGGAUAGCCAGCCCAUGUUGUCCUCCACAAGCGUUUUUUUCUUUGUUGUUUUCAUAAUUUCAGAGCACAAGAGGGCUAGAUGAACACAGAUCUUCUCCUGUAGCCAUGUAGACACUCUUAGACCCGCCUCCCAGACGACCUAUGAACUGUCACUGUCCCAAAGACAGCAGGUAACGUCACAACAACAGCAGACGAUGAUUAACCAGGAUGUAGCGUGGCCAGUCUGUCGGCUGAGACAGGAUGAGAUUUUAUGUCCUAGUCUGACAAAGAAUCGUGUGGUCUGAUCCGGCCAAAAGUGUUACUGAAGGUUCAAGGAGAAUUUCAGGUGCUAUCAGGUGCUAUUAGCUUACUCAUUUAGUGAUUUUGGAAUGGUUGAAUAGAAGAGUGGUAAACUUUAUGUCUGUAUUAAAUCAAAUUAGUACAUUAAUACUGCACAUUUCCUCUCAGUAGAGCCCCUGUGUGCAGAAAAGAUUUUGAUGUUAUAAAAAGUUGCAGUAAUUCCCUCAUAUUUGAACACAUAGGGGCUUUAUGUGAGUGACUAACAAAUGAAUUUGUAAAUGAGUUAUUUAUACUCUGUCCAUACUUCUGUUAAUGUGGCUUUUUUAUGAGUGUGUUAAUUUAUGGCUGACAUGUUAUGAAUAAAGGCAUGAAUCCAUCUCAUGGUUAAAUGAGAUUUAAUAAGCGGACAGUGAAAGAAUGGUAACUCUCUGUCCCACACUUUAUACUUUUAAACACAAUGUAAUUAAGAAACUAAUUUCCUUUUAACUGAUUCAAGCUGUCUUUCCACCUCUUCAUAUUUUAACAUGCAUUAAAAAUGUGAGUUUAGGUCAAAGUUAAGUUUUUUGGAUAUUCUAUUUUUUCUUUAAAGUCCCUGUCGAGGGGGUUUAGAACCUCCAAAGGGGGUCAAGUAUGGUUCAUUAGAUCACCGUAAAGACAAGUGUACUGUACUCGGGCACCAUCUCUGAGUCUUCUUACAUACUGUAGGUUGUCUGGGGCAUGAUUUGUGUUUUUAGGCCUGUUCACAACCCUGCUCAAGUAAGGGUUACUCGUUAGCUAGCAGAGUUGCAAAGUUGUUUGUAAACCUCUCCUGUCUGUUGAAAAACUGAUGUAUCCAUGCAGCAUCGGUGCAUUUCAUCCUCUGAGCUGCAUGGUAGAUGUAGAAGUUUGAAUAGGGUUGUUUUUUGUGCUUAGCAAUGAUAAAAAACAUAGAAGCCUUCAGGAUGGAUCCCAUUUUCUGCAUGGGAGCACAUACAAAUGUCGACCUACAUGGCUUUGGUUGCUUGCCAUCAGGGCAAUCCCAUCCAUGCAUGGCAUUAAACAUCUGCAUAAUGUGACAACACUCUGAAAGUACAGGAAUUUUACAGGCUGGAGGUUUUAGUUUUGAGCUCUUUCUUAAUUGGUUGAAUGCCUUAGGCCGGCCACAUACUACCGGAUUUUAAUCCUGAUUUUAGGCAAGAUUUGACCCCCCCGAUGAUCGUGGGGGCGUAUACUGACUGGAGCGAGCACACUGGGUAGCGUCACCAGACGGACCAUACGUAGUCUUACCGCUCACAACCAUAAACACAACUGUAACUUAAUUCCAGCCAGGAUUUCGUC
Molecule: messenger RNA, 9575 nt
Organism: Cheilinus undulatus (humphead wrasse)
Lineage: Eukaryota; Metazoa; Chordata; Actinopteri; Labriformes; Labridae
Product: protein Jumonji-like
Exons: 8
Coding region: 264-2765 (833 amino acids)
Source: RefSeq, a predicted model, not a curated record